This is a messenger RNA of Striga asiatica, 861 nucleotides long. The record is from the annotation of a GenBank genome assembly. Lineage: Eukaryota; Viridiplantae; Streptophyta; Magnoliopsida; Lamiales; Orobanchaceae.
AUCCGGCCAAACUCAUCGGAACUCCGCCUGAGGUCACAAAACAUGCCAGCGUGGACUGCACGUGGACGAAUUAAUCCACCUCAGCUAUAUCGUCUAUAAAUACAACAUCCACGCGUGUGCUCCUUCAUUUUUCACACAAAAAUCGGCAAAAAUUCGAACAAAAAAGAAAAGCCCCAAUAUUCGAGCAAAACCCCUAGAUUUCGAGAGCCUUCUUGUUCGGUACAACCUUCAAGAAAUUCGACUUAAGAGUGAAGCUCUAACAAGAUGUCUUACAACACAGAUAAUCCAAAUUGCCGUUGUGGGUUGCAAGUUGAAAUUCGCACCUCGUGGAAAACUCCAAAUUGUGGAAGAAGAUAUUUCUCGUGCCUCCAUUGGCCUGAAGGAGGAUGCAAGUAUUUUGGAUGGGUCGAUCCUCCUCUUUGUGCCCGUGCUCAACAAAUAAUUCCUGGGUUGCUCAGGAGAUUGAAUGAAAUGGAAGAAUCAAGUAAGAGUGCUGACAUUGAAAAAUUCGAGGUUCUGAAGUUUGAAGAAGAAAACAAGAAAUUGAAGAAACUCAAUUUUCAAUUUGAAGAAAAAAACAAGAAGUUGAAGAAACUCAAUUUUGAGUUUGAAGAAGAAAACAAGAAACUGAAGGCAGAAAUUCUGAAAUUGAAGUAUGAGAGUGCCAAAAAAACAAGACUUCUAAGGAUGUUAGUAGCAUUAUUGAUAAUUUGGAGUUUGGAGUUUGGCUGCACUGGGUUUCCCCUGACUAACUGCUCAUACAUGGAUGGUCCAGGAGUUGAUCUCUGCAUUGUGGCCAUCAAAGGUGUCUGGGACUGUUGUGUAGGAAUUUCUUCCAUCACCAUACUUUCAUCUUCAUGA